Messenger RNA from Chaetomium strumarium, 1423 nucleotides. Its product is annotated as tyrosinase-like protein. Bases 102 to 1352 code for a protein of 416 amino acids. The transcript has 2 exons. NCBI's taxonomy places the organism in Eukaryota, Fungi, Ascomycota, Sordariomycetes, Sordariales, Chaetomiaceae. The record is from RefSeq and is a predicted model, not a curated record. Gene Ontology annotation, molecular function: oxidoreductase activity.
UCCGAUCUUAGCCUUAUUUUUGUCUCGCCGCCUCGUUUUCUUCCCGCCUUGCUCUCGUUUCAGCGAUCGUCACAGCUUCGCCCGAUCUGGAGACGAUCACCAUGAAGACCGCCGCGCUUCUUGGAGCGGCGCUUGUGGUUGCCGCCGUCCAUGCCGGGCUAGUCCCGACGCGGGAUGUUUCUGCCGCUGCGGAGGACGAUCUCACCGAGUCAAAAGGCCUGACCGAUCUCCUCAGCAUAGCCAAGACCCAGGUGCUUGAACAACUCAAAGAGACCGAGAAGGCGUUGCGCGAGCGCGGCGAGGCGCCCCGCUGCACCGCUGACAAGCUCGUCUUCCGCCGGGAGUAUGGCCCACUGAGCAAGGCCGAGCGACUCGCCUACAUCAAGGCAGUCAAGUGCCUGCAAACCAAACCCGCACGCACACCAGCCAGCGUCGCCCCGGGUGCCAAGUCGCGGUUCGACGACUUCGUAGUCACCCACAUCCAGCAGACGCUGGCGAUCCACUACUCGGGCAUCUUCCCGCCGUGGCACCGCUGGUUCGUGUACCAGUACGAGAGGGCGCUGCGCGAUGAGUGCGGCUAUACGGGCUACCAGCCAUACUGGGACUGGCCGCGCUACGCCCGCGCGCCGCAGGACUCGCCGCUCUUCAAUGGCGACCCGUACAGCUUGGGCGGCAACGGCGAGUACGUCCCGCACGACGGACCCGUCAUCGUGCCGCCCGAGGGGGUGGAGGGCGGCAACAUCUCGCUGCCCGCGGGCGUCGGGGGCGGGUUCGUAAGGACGGGACCGUUCGCCAACAUGACGGUCAACCUCGGCCCCGUCGGCGGCACGGCCGACACGGCUCCCGGACCGCUCGGCGGGCUGGGCUACAACCCGCGGGGGCUGAAGCGCGACCUGGGCGGGGCCAUGAACAUGCGCUACGCCAACUACACGACGGUGCUGCGGCUGCUGACGCAGCCCGACGUCGACGCCUACCGCGUCGUGUCCGAGGGCGUGCCCUACACGGUCGAGAUCGGCCCGCACGGCGGCAUCCACUACACCAUCGGCGGCGAACCGGGCGGCGACCUGUUCACGUCGCCCGCCGAUCCGGCCUUCUGGGUGCACCACGCCCAGAUGGACCGCAUGUGGGCCGUCUGGCAGGCGCUGGGAUCUGCCAACAACAGCAGCGGUACAAAUAAGCGGUACGCGGACCUGGGGAAGGGCGAGUAUGCCCACCGCACGUGGCAGAAUAACCCGCCCUCACCACUGGCUGAGCUGAGUGAUGUGAUCGAUAUGGGCUAUGCGGCGCCCUCGACUACCAUCGGGGAUGUCAUGUCGACAACGGGAGGGGAGCUGUGCUACUUCUAUCUGUGAGGAGCGGCAGCAUUACUUUGCUCGGGCUCUCAAUCCUUAACAACCCCUUCUCUGUGCAUACAUCAAGAAGU